Molecule: messenger RNA, 570 nt
Organism: Colletotrichum orchidophilum
Lineage: Eukaryota; Fungi; Ascomycota; Sordariomycetes; Glomerellales; Glomerellaceae
Exons: 3
Coding region: 1-570 (189 amino acids)
Source: RefSeq, a predicted model, not a curated record
AUGCGUGUGGGCCUCCAGGACCCCAGUAAAGCGAACGCGCUUUCGCCAGCCAGUCCAGCCCAGUUGGUCUUGAGAAUCCAACACGCGCACCUAAUAAUACCACAACUAUCGAAUUCCGCCACCGAAAACUCUCCACGUCCUCUGCGUCCUCCGUCCUCCCCCGCCAGCAAGAGCUGCGCCGAUACCCCGAAGCUGUCGAGCUCUGCGGCCUGCCACGGCAACUCGUCUCUAGCACCGCAAAUCCUGACGUGUUGCGAGACGGACUUUGCGCCGUUCACAACGAGGCGCGUUAAGAAGGGACCGGACUGCGCGUCGGCUGUUCUUGUCGAUUCUGAGGACCCUGAUGCCAGCCGCAUCCUGCCUGGCUCCAAAGGACAUCCAUGCCCGCUACAGUUGCGUGCCCUACUCCAAUCCUCGCACGUUCUCUCCACGACACGAGAUGACAUGCUGCACGACACUGUCGUUGCGCGCUCGGAUGCAGAGAGUUUCCCUGCCAGAAGUGCAUGUUUUGACACGGUAACAUGGCUCACGGCCCCGGUCACGGACAGCCGGUGUCAAGCAGAGCUUUGA